Amphimedon queenslandica is the source of this 502-nucleotide messenger RNA. Its product is annotated as peptidyl-prolyl cis-trans isomerase G-like. The record is from RefSeq and is a predicted model, not a curated record. Gene Ontology annotation, molecular function: peptidyl-prolyl cis-trans isomerase activity; cyclosporin A binding. Bases 46 to 459 code for a protein of 137 amino acids. The transcript has 6 exons. Lineage: Eukaryota; Metazoa; Porifera; Demospongiae; Haplosclerida; Niphatidae. Gene Ontology annotation, cellular component: cytoplasm; mitochondrion. Gene Ontology annotation, biological process: protein peptidyl-prolyl isomerization; protein folding.
UGGGCGGUGCUAUCUAGCUAUUAGCUAGAGACCACGUGAUGCACAAUGCCUCUCCCAAGAUGUUUCUUUGAUAUUUCCAUUAAUUCUGUUCCUUCUGGGAGGAUAGUCUUUGAACUAUUCGUUAAUGAUGCACCAAAGACCUGUGAGAAUUUCCGCUGCCUUUGUACAGGAGAGAAAGGAGAAGGUAAGACAACGUUUAAGCCUCUACACUACAAGGGGACUCCAAUCCAUCGGAUAGUAAAGGGAUUCAUUGUACAGGGAGGGGACUUUGUUAAAGGUGAUGGAAGUGGUGGAGAGUCCAUAUAUGGCGGUUUCUUUAAAGAUGAGAAUUUAUCCUUGAAGCAUGACAGACCAUUCCUCCUCUCGAUGGCGAAUAAAGGUUCAGACACAAACGGCUCUCAGUUCUUUAUGUACGUCAUAGCCACACCCAUAUUAAUAAUGCUGCCACACCCCCUUUAGCACGACCAGACCCGCCCCUCAUCUAGAUGGUGUUCACGUUGUG